Messenger RNA from Melozone crissalis (California towhee), 2679 nucleotides. It is a transcript of the gene SNTG1, whose product is annotated as syntrophin gamma 1. The record is from RefSeq and is a predicted model, not a curated record. The transcript has 18 exons. Bases 355 to 1908 code for a protein of 517 amino acids. Gene Ontology annotation, molecular function: structural molecule activity; protein binding. NCBI's taxonomy places the organism in Eukaryota, Metazoa, Chordata, Aves, Passeriformes, Passerellidae. Gene Ontology annotation, cellular component: intracellular anatomical structure; dystrophin-associated glycoprotein complex.
GCGCGGGGAGCCCCACGCUCCCCCUGAGCGCGGCGGCGGAGUUCGAGCCGGCGGCGGCGGCCGGGGUGCGAUGCCGUGUUAGCCGGCGGCCCGCCCCGAGGUAGCGCCGGCGGGAAGGAGCGCGAGUUGCCGGGGCUGUGGCUGACACCAUGGGCACCGGGCGGGGGGGCGAGGCGGCCGGGCUCCCUGCGCUCCUCGGCUGAGCCCGGGGAUGUGCCGGCGCCCGGAGGAAUUAUUUUGGAACUAGCACGGAGCGGUGGGAGGAGGACGAGCGGCACAGCGUUUCGCAGCUGCGAGGAGGUCGUCCGGCGGUGCUGUAUAGGCAAACAAAUAUCACUUGCUGUGUCAUAGCACAUGGAUUUCAGGACUGCCUGUGAAGAGACAAAGACAGGGGUUUGUUUGCUGCAGGAUGGUAACCAGGAACCUUUCAAAGUGCGACUGCACUUAGCCAAAGAUAUUUUGAUGAUCCAGGAGCAGGAUGUGAUCUGUGUGUCUGGUGAGCCUUUCUAUUCUGGUGAAAGAACAGUAACAAUAAGAAGACAGACUGUAGGAGGAUUUGGAUUAAGUAUAAAGGGUGGAGCAGAACAUAAUAUUCCAGUGGUCAUUUCUAAGAUUUCCAAAGAACAAAGAGCGGAACUUUCAGGUUUGCUCUUUAUAGGAGAUGCAAUUCUGCAGAUUAAUGGAAUUAAUGUGAGAAAAUGCAGGCAUGAAGAAGUGGUACAGGUCCUUCGCAAUGCAGGGGAAGAAGUGACCCUAACUGUGUCCUUUCUGAAAAGAGCACCUGCUUUUCUCAAACUGCCACUGAAUGAAGAUUGUGCAUGUGCCCCCAGUGACCAAAGCAGUGGCACAUCCUCUCCCCUGUGUGACAGUGGUUUGCAUCUCAACUACCACCCUAACAACACGGAUACGUUAUCAUGUUCCUCAUGGCCAGCAUCCCCAGGACUUAGGUGGGAGAAGAGGUGGUGUGAUCUUCGAUUAAUUCCACUUCUUCAUUCACGAUUUUCCCAGUACCUUCCAGGAUCAGAUUUGUGCAGGCAAAAUGCGUUCCAAGUAAUUGCUGUGGAUGGGGUUUGCAGUGGAAUAAUUCAGUGUCUCUCUGCUGAAGACUGUAUUGACUGGCUACAAGCAAUAGCAAGUAACAUUUCCAACCUCACAAAGCACAAUAUUAAAAAAAUCAACAGGAAUUUUCCCGUAAACCAGCAGAUAGUCUACAUGGGCUGGACGGAAGAACGGGAACAAGACUCCCUUCAGGACCGAAUGUACACACCAAAGUUUCUAGCACUGAGGGGAUCUUCCCUGUAUAAAUUUAUAGCACCUCCAGUCACAACCUGGGAUUGGACACGAGCUGAGAAAACAUUUUCAGUUUAUGAGAUAAUGUGCAAAAUUCUCAAGGACAGUGAUCUACUGGACCGUCGGAAACAUUGCUUCAGUGUCCAGUCUGAAUCUGGAGAAGAUCUUUACUUCUCUGUGGAACUAGAGUCUGACCUAACACUAUGGGAAAAAGCCUUCCAAACAGCAACUUUUUUAGAAGUUGAACGGAUACAGUGCAAGACGUAUGCCUGUGUUUUAGAGAGUCAUCUUAUGGGACUUACCAUCGACUUCAGCACGGGCUUUGUUUGUUUUGAUGCUGCCACAAAGGCUGUGCUUUGGAGGUACAAGUUUUCCCAGCUCAAAGGUUCUUCAGAUGAUGGGAAGAGCAAAAUCAAAUUUUUGUUCCAAAACCAAGAUACUAAACAAAUCGAAGCAAAGGAGCUGGAGUUUUCUAACCUGUUUGCAGUCCUUCACUGUAUCCACUCAUUCUUUGCAGCCAAAGUGGCUUGUUUGGACCCUUUGUAUGUAGGCAGCCAAGCCACAGCUUCUGCUGCUCCCACAACUUCUGGUACUGGCAAAUUAAAGUAUUCUACUUGACAUCCCCCAUGACAGCACUGCCACUUAACAAGGAGACAUAAAAAUGUAUAAAUAUUCAUAAGAUUUAGACCUUUGGUGAACCAUGUAUGUGGAAACCAAUCCUGGAGGCAAGACAUCUUGCAGCAUCAGCAGAUAAAUGGUCACGUGGGAUCAUAAUUUCAUCUCGGUUCUGCAAGACAUCAGUAAAUAAUCCUAGUCAAAACCCCAGAAUAGGAUGGAUAUGCUUUUAGUAUUAUCUAUUUGUACUUAGUGCUUUAAGCAACAGUGGAAGCAAAGGAAUAAAUGGCGAAAUGAAGCACUUGAGUAUUUAAUAAAAUUUUCAAAUUGCUGUAAUAAUACACAAAUAGAAUUGUCAUUUUCCUCUUUUCAGAUGUUUUUUAAUGACAAUGUGCUAAACUCUGAGUAUGAACAUAAUGCCCUAUCAUUAUAUUAUAAACGAGACCAAGCAUACAGUACAUGGCGACAAAGGAGAUAAGCAUGAAAAGACAUAUGUGUAAGUACCUCCUCAAAUAAGAAAGCACUUUAAGCACUGUUGUACAUCCACACUUGUUUUCAUACAUGGAAUCAUGCUGCUUUUUCCAUUUUGUUCUCUUCAUCUAACAGGAACAACAGCAAACAUAUAGCCAUACUGGUCUGAUACAUUAAAAACAAAACACAACAAAACAAGCCACAAAAAGAAAAAACACUUUCAUGGAUAAGUCCCUCUUCUUCAAGUAAAAAUAAUGGCAUAUGAAUUUAAUUUUAAUUAUAAAUUAGUGCAAGUACAAAACA